Suillus bovinus is the source of this 2351-nucleotide messenger RNA. RefSeq names its product aryl-alcohol oxidase-like protein. NCBI's taxonomy places the organism in Eukaryota, Fungi, Basidiomycota, Agaricomycetes, Boletales, Suillaceae. The record is from RefSeq and is a predicted model, not a curated record. Gene Ontology annotation, molecular function: oxidoreductase activity, acting on CH-OH group of donors; flavin adenine dinucleotide binding. The transcript has 10 exons. Bases 146 to 1936 code for a protein of 596 amino acids.
GCUCGGAGCAACAUGGCCGCUAGUAUCAUCACAGUGCCCCACUCCACCGUAUGGUCACCAGCGGCCGCUUGGCACAUCAAGGGAUUUUACCGGCUUAUAAGACGCAUGUUUCGAACCCCCCGGACGAUAUCACCUGCAUCACAUCAUGAUGUUACGCCUUCUAUUCCUUUCUGGACUAGCAUUCCGCAGUUUCGUUACAGCUACCCUAUACACAGAUCCAACUGAGUUGCCGAUGAGAGAAUAUGACUUUGUUGUGGUUGGAGCGGGAACAGCAGGCAGUGUUAUCGCAGCCAGGCUAUCAGAGAAUCCCUCUUUCUCCGUCCUCGUGAUAGAAGCUGGUCCAAGCAACCAAAACAUCCUAGCCGCUGAAGUGCCAUUCUUGGGUUCUACUCUCUCCCCGAACACCGCCGUUACUUGGAAUUAUACCACCACACCUCAAAUAGGUCUCAAUAAUAGGACUAUAUCAUAUCCGAGAGGAUACGUCUUGGGCGGCUCGAGUACAAUCAAUUUUGAGAUAUGGACCAGAGGCUCCGUAGAUGAUUAUGACCGAUUCGCGAUUGUGUCCUCCGAUCCUGGCUGGUCAUGGCCCGAAAUGUUUCAUUACAUGAAGAAAAGCGAACACUUGGUGCCUCCUACCGACAACCGUUCUGUGUUCGGAGAGGUCGAUCCCUUUGUACAUGGUAUGAAGGGGCCAGUUCAAGUAAGCCUGGGUGGCUUCGUCGGUGACGUAGAUCAACGUGUCAUUGACACAACGGGAGACUUUGACUCCGAGUUCCCUUACAACAUAGACAUGAAUUCAGGUUAUCCUCUGGGAAUCGGAUGGACACAGAACUCCGUGAGCUCGAAAGGUUUUCGCAGCAGCUCAGCUACAGCAUACUUGGCACCUGCGAUGGAAAGAGAUAACCUGGAUAUCCUCAUCCAAACUCGUGUCACAAAACUUGUAGCGGUUUCUCAUGCAGAUGGUGUCCCGACAUUUGGUCAAGUAGAGGUGGCCCAAACCCCAACAGGUCCACGAUUGUUGUUCAAUGCAAGCAAAGAAGUCAUUCUAUCUGGCGGAUCGAUCAAUACACCCCAGCUUCUGCAGCUGAGCGGUGUCGGUGACUCGGCGUUGCUUGCAUCAUUGAAUAUAACUACUGUUCUUAAUCUUGGAGACGUCGGCAAGAAUCUUUCAGACCAUCCUUUCUUGAGCAAUCACUGGCUCGUCAAUUCGACUUCUACAUUCGAAGAAGUUGGCCGAAAUGUAACUUUAGCUGCUGAUCUGCUCGCACAAUGGAAUGCGACUGGCACAGGACUUUUCUCGGACCCCGGUGCCAACCAAAUUGGCUGGAUGCGACUUCCGCCAAACUCGAGUAUCUUCCAACAGUAUCCUGACCCGUCUGCUGGCCCAGCAUCUGCUCACUAUGAACUUCUACCCGCCAACGGAUUCGUGUCAUUUGUUGAAAGUACCCCAGCGACAGGUUUUUUCUUAUCUGUUGUGACAAACGUAGCUUCUCCACUAUCUCGUGGUUCGGUGACGUUGGCGUCGAGCGAUCCUUUUGACAAUCCACUCAUCGAUCCUGCAUUCCUGGAAAGCCCAUUCGAUAUCUUUGUAAUGGUAGAGGCCAUUAAAACUGCAAAGCGAUUCGUCGAGGCGCCCGCUUGGAAAGGCUACAUUAUCGAAGCCGUUGGUGCUCUCAAUUCCACGUCAGACGAAGACUUGGCAGAGUAUGCUCGAAACUCAACGUCGACGGUUUUUCAUCCAGUCGGAACUGCUCGAAUGACAUCCUACUCCAGCCAGGAUGGCGUGGUCAACCCAGAUCUACUUGUCAAAGGGAGCUCCGGACUGCGAAUCGUUGAUGCAUCUGUUUUGCCAUAUAUACCGGCUGCGCAUCCUCAAGCAUGCAUUUAUGCAUUUGCUGAAAGAGCAGCGGAUUUGAUCAAAGCUGCAUGGUCGUGAGGCUGAUUGACAUGAACCGCGCAAUCUCGAUUUCGGGCCACUGUUGAUGGGUACCAGCGUAAACGACAGAAAUUGUGUCGUAUUCCAGGCUUUAUUCCUUUGUUCCCAACCCCCUUACAGACUCGCCUGAUUCCCGUAGGAAUUGAACUGAAACCUUAAGCUAACCCACUACUGAGAGCCUGGCGAUAUAUGUAGAGAGUCAUGGGAGAGUCAUCCUUCGUCUGUCACGAUACCAGCUUGCAGCACGCUGAAGUUCCUCCACUGCGAAUGUUCUCGUCAGAUUUCAGAUGUGAGAAUGAAUCGAUCAGUACGUCUUUAGUCACUAGUCGUACCUCUGGAUAGAGAGCUUAGGAUCUGGGUAAUUUUUGCGUGAAAUUUAGAAAAUAUUAAUUGCACUUGAAGGCUACACCGUCAC